GCAGUUUCCAGGAUGUGGGAACAUAGUGACAUUCUCCCAGUUCCUAUUUAUUGCAGUGGAAGGCUUUAUCUUCGAAGCCAACUUUGGGAGGAAGAGGCCAGCCAUACCAAUAAGGUACUAUUUCAUCAUGGUGGCCAUGUUCUUCACUGUCAGUGUGGUGAAUAACUAUGCCCUGAACUUAAAUAUCGCCAUGCCACUGCACAUGAUCUUCAGAUCAGGUUCUCUCAUAGCAAGCAUGGCUCUAGGUAUCAUCAUUUUGAAGAAAAGAUACAGCGUUUCUAAAUACACGUCCAUAGCCCUGGUGUCCCUGGGGAUCUUCACCUGCACGUUCAUGUCUGCAAAACAAGUGGCAUCUGACUCCAGCUUAAAUGAAGAGGACGGACUCCAGGUUUUCCUGUGGUGGCUGCUAGGUAUUGCUGCGCUCACCUUUGCCCUCCUCAUGUCUGCCAGAAUGGGCAUUUUCCAGGAGAUGCUCUACAAGCAGUUUGGGAAGCACUCCAAAGAGGCCCUUUUUUACAAUCACGCAUUACCACUCCCUGGCUUUCUUCUCCUUGCCCCAAACAUCUACCACCAUGCAGUCCUCUUCAGCCAGUCUGAGCUGUUCCAGGUCCCAGUGAUCGGACUGACCCUGCCGAUCAUGUGGUUCUACCUCCUCAUGAACGUCAUCACUCA
Phaethon lepturus (White-tailed tropicbird) is the source of this 672-nucleotide messenger RNA. RefSeq names its product solute carrier family 35 (UDP-xylose/UDP-N-acetylglucosamine transporter), member B4 (gene SLC35B4). The annotation marks the transcript as partial. Gene Ontology annotation, cellular component: Golgi membrane; endoplasmic reticulum membrane. The transcript has 8 exons. NCBI's taxonomy places the organism in Eukaryota, Metazoa, Chordata, Aves, Phaethontiformes, Phaethontidae. Gene Ontology annotation, molecular function: UDP-N-acetylglucosamine transmembrane transporter activity; UDP-xylose transmembrane transporter activity. Gene Ontology annotation, biological process: transmembrane transport. The record is from RefSeq and is a predicted model, not a curated record.